AUGGUGUCACCCAUUGACUAUUACUACUCCACCUGAGUGGCCUUAGAUGAUUCAUCAUCAUCAUCAUCAGGGCCCCUGCCCCACAGACCCUGGAGCCUGGCCAGCCAGGCGGCGACGGCGUCUGCCCUGGACUCCUGCGGCGACACUGACCCGCUGGCCGAUCCCUGCCCGCGCCUGGAGCCGCUGGAUGGGCCGGGCGGGGCCGGCACGCUGGAGCGCGCCGCCCAGCGGUCGCCCUCCACGCAGUCGGACCGGGCCAGCUCGGUUGCCCGGGACGCGCUAGAGCCGCGCGGUGUGGACGGGGCGUGCGGCGGCUCACCGGCGGGGGCGAACGGUCUGCGCUCGUGCUCGGCCCUGGCAGAUGACGAUCCCAUCGACUCGUCAGGCGCUGAUGACCCUCUCCUGGAUGACGCGUCCGGAGGGAACAGCGAUGAGGAUUUUGACGUUAAUCAGCUGAUGGCAGAGGCGGUGUACAGCGAGCCGGACUCGCCGCCGGCCAGCAGCGGCCGCUCGCCGCCAGGCCCCGUGCGCACCAUCUACGUGCAGCUGGAGGCGCGCGGCUCGGCUGCGCCGGCAGAGUCGGGGCAGGCGGCGGCGCGCGGGCCACACCGGAACGGACUGGCCUCGGACAGCGGCGAGAGCACGCACCGCCGCCGGCUGGCAGAAGCCAUGCGCAGGGUACACAGCCGCCUAGCUGAGCCGGAGGAGUGGUCUGCCUCGGGCCGCAGCCGGCGCAUCAACGGCGUCUACAUCUGCGAGGUGUGCGGUGACACGUAUGCCAUGCUCCGGGACCUGCUCAAGCACGAGAAGGAGCACAAGGAGGCCAAGUACCCCUGCCCGAUGUGCAAUAAGUCCUUCACUCUGCCGAAACUCGUGACCACCACCUACCAGUGUCAGCAGUGCGAGCUCAAGUUCCGCUCGCAGGCGCCGCUGCUCGAGCACAUGCACGAGCACACGGGCGACGCGCACUUCUCGUGCGCCACGUGCGACCGGACGUUCACCAGCGGGCCGCGCUACCGGCCCGACUGCGGCCGCCUCUUCGACACCGAGAAGCGGCUCGCGCACCACCUGCUGCAGCACAUGGGCGAGCGGCCCUGGCGCUGCUCCAUCUGCCACAAGGAGCUCAAGACCAAGUACUCGCUGCGCGACCACGUGCGCUCGCACUCGGGCGAGCGGCCGUUCGCGUGCGAGCUGUGCGCGGCGCGCUUCGCGCUGCGCUCCAACCUCAUCAUGCACGUGCGCUACGUGCACCAGAACGACAGACGCUACGAGUGCCGCGUAUGCGGCAAGAGGUUCAAACGGCGCCGCCUGCUCACCUACCACGAGAUGGUGCACGAGGGCCACCGGCCGCUGCGCUGUCCGCACUGCCCCCUGCAGAUGGUGUACCCGGAGCACCUGAAGCAGCACCUGCGCACGCACUCCGGCGAGAAGCCGUACCGCUGCGACGUGUGCAGCAAGCACUUCAGCCGCGGCGACAACCUCAAGGCGCACAUGUUCACGCACAGCAACAAGAAGCCGUUCGAGUGCCGCCAGUGCGGCCUCGGCUUCAUGCGGAAGAUGUCUCUGGUGCAGCACAUGGAGCAGAUGAACCACGGCGAACAUCCGGACGAUUAUGUCAUCAACCGCACGCUGGUGACGACAGAGCCGGCGCAGCCCGACGAGGUGGUGCACACCUUCGAGCUGGUCGACUCCAAGGACGGACACGUGGUGAUGCUGGUGAGGGGCGACACGCAGCAGGAGAUGCUCAUCGGGGACGGCCGGUUCGUCACCACCGACGGGCACCAAACGGAGGACGGCGGGGGGCCGGACGUGUCGUUCCUGACGAGCGAGGUGCAGUACAUCACGCCGGACGGCCAGCAGCUGGACCUAAUCAUCGACGACCGGGGCGACGCGGAUGGCGAGCCGCGGCUGGACCUGGUGAUCGAGCAGGAUGCCGAGCAGCUGGGGACGCCGGCCGUCAACCCGCGCCAGGUCGGCCUCAUCAUCGAGCAGGCCGAGGCGGCCGGCGAGCGUGUGGCCCUGGUGCUGGAGGGCGGCGGCGCCAUGCUGGAGGAGGACGGCUCGGUGCUGGAGGCGGGAGUCUCGCUACUGGACAGGGACGCGGACCGACCCGCCGCCAUCUGCGACGCGUCAGCUGACUGA
Molecule: messenger RNA, 2142 nt
Organism: Pollicipes pollicipes
Lineage: Eukaryota; Metazoa; Arthropoda; Thecostraca; Pollicipedomorpha; Pollicipedidae
Product: zinc finger protein 28-like
Exons: 12
Biological process (GO): regulation of transcription by RNA polymerase II
Cellular component (GO): nucleus
Molecular function (GO): DNA-binding transcription activator activity, RNA polymerase II-specific; RNA polymerase II cis-regulatory region sequence-specific DNA binding
Source: RefSeq, a predicted model, not a curated record